GAACAGAUGAAAUUCAUGUGACAUUUAUUGAUAAAUAGACAAUGUAAGAAGUGAAAAUGAGUACAAUAGAUAAUAUAAAUAUAAAAACACUGAGUAAAGGAGAUAAAGGUGCUAAAACUACAACUGUAAAAGAAGACAUUCCAUCAAUGGAUUGUCUGGCUCCAGCAGAAAGGCGAUGUGCUGAUGGGAGUUGUAUUUAUAAAAAUGAUUUGUGUGAAGAAGAACAGAUAUUGAAUCAGAACACCAUAUUAAUUAUGAUAGUUAUAGGAAUGGCUGUUGUAAUAUUUCUAAUUAUAUUAUACUGUUUUCAACAAAAAACACGUAGAUCUGGAACCAACAGGAAUUCAUUAAGAGCUUUUGAGGCAGGAUUAGAUGAUGGUGAUAAUGCAUCUUUAUAUAAUCCACCUCCAACUUAUGAUGAAGUCAUUACAUCAGGUUUAUAUCCUGCUACACCACAAACACGCAGAAAUAUUCGUAUGUCAUCAUCAGAAGAACCCAUAACACCUCCGCCCAAUUAUGAAGCUGCAUUAACAAUAUUAGCUCAAAGUCAUGAAUCUGUUUUAGUGAAUAAAAAUUCUAAAAAUAGUGUAUUUAGAAGAAGUGUGUCUGUGGAUAGUAUGGGAAGACAAACUAGUGGUAAUAAUACAACGGAAACCAGAACUCCUUCUUCAGCUACACCUCGACUACCAUCUAUUGGACAAUAAGUUACUGUUAGUCUCAACCAUGCUGAUUCCUGAGUGGGUGUAUUGGACAGAUGUCUGUUUU
This is a messenger RNA of Lottia gigantea (owl limpet), 765 nucleotides long. RefSeq lists its product as hypothetical. The transcript has 4 exons. The record is from RefSeq and is a predicted model, not a curated record. Bases 57 to 704 code for a protein of 215 amino acids. Lineage: Eukaryota; Metazoa; Mollusca; Gastropoda; Lottiidae.